CUGCCCCAAUCCUCAUUGCACUCAGAUCAUGCCUGAUUUCACCCCCUGAACAGGACUCCCCAUUCCCAAACCUGCCCUGAUUGCCCAGCUGGAAGCAGGGGAAGAGCCGUGGGUCCCAGAUCUCCAGGUCUCUGAGGAAAGGAACAUCCCAAGAGGCACCCAUACAGAUGAUGGGAGAAUGAGUGAGAACGAGGAGGGGAAUCCACAGUGGGAAGGUCCUGUGCAAGUGGAACUGCAGGGGAACUUUUUGAGAAGAGUUGAAGAGAACUUAUCCCAGUUCUUGGAACAGAGAAAAGCCUGGAGUAAUUGGCACAGGUCAGAGAGGAAGCUGGGAAACCACCCGAGAAAGCAAGUGCAUGAUUCCUUUGAAUGUGGGGGAGGAGACAAGGAUUCCAAAGAAACCACAAUCCAGCAGACAAAUCCCAAAGAAAAGAAACCCUGUAAAUGCUUGGAAUGUGGAAAAAGCUUCAAUUGGAGCUCAAAUCUUACUGCUCAUCGGAGAGUGCACACGGGAGAGAAACCAUAUAAAUGCCUUGAGUGUGGGAAAAGCUUCAGUCAGUGCUCAGGCUUUAUUAGGCAUGGAAGAAUCCACACAGGAGAGGGACCAUAUAAAUGCCUUGAGUGUGGGAAAAGUUUCAGUGCACCAUCAGCCCUUAUUGUACAUCAGAGAACCCACACAGGAGAGAAGCCCUAUAAAUGUUUAGACUGUGGGAAAUGCUUCAGUCAGCGCUCAGGCCUUAUUAGCCAUGGGAGACUCCAUACAGGAGAGGGACCACAUAAAUGCCUUGAGUGUGGAAAAAGUUUCAGUGGACCAUCAGUCCUUGUAAUACAUCAGAGAACCCACACAGGAGAGAAACCGUUUAAAUGCUUGGACUGUGGGAAAAGUUUCAGUCAGUGCUCACAUCUUACUUGCCAUGGGAGAAUCCACAUGGGAGAGGGACCGUAUAAAUGUUUGGACUGUAGGAAAAGUUUCAGUGGACCAUCAGCUCUUGUUGCACAUCAGAGGACCCACACAGGAGAGAAGCCCUAUAAAUGCUUGGAUUGUGGGAAAAGCUUCAGUGUGAGCUCAGGUCUUUUUAUCCAUAGGAGAAUCCACACGGGAGAGAAACCGUAUAAAUGUCCUGAAUGUGGAAAAAGUUUCAGUGCAUCAUCAGCCCUUAUUACUCAUCAGAGAACCCACACAGGAGAGAAACCCUAUAAAUGCUUGGACUGUGGGAAAAGCUUCAGUCAGCGCUCAGGCCUUAUUAGCCAUGAGAGAAUCCAUACGGGACAGGGACCAUAUAAAUGCCUUGAGUGUGGGAAAAGUUGCAGUGCACCAUCAGCCCUUAUUACACAUCAGAGAACCCACACGGGAGAGAAACCAUAUAAAUGCCUUCAGUGUGAGAAAAGUUUCAGUGCACGAUCGGUCCUUAUUGUACAUCAGAGGACCCACACAGGAGAAAAACCUUAUAAAUGCUUGGACUGUGAGAAAAGCUUCAGUCAGAGCUCAAAUCUUACUGCCCAUCGGAGACUGCACAUGGGAGAGAGACCCUGUAAAUGAUUGGACUGUGGGAAAAAUUUCAGUGGACCAUCAGCCCUUAUUUCACAUCAGAGAACCCACACAGGAGAGAAACCCAUAUAAAUGCCUCCACUGUGGGAAAAGUUUUAUUUGAAAAUCAAACCUUGCUUCAUAUCAGACAAUCCACACAAGAGAGAGAACCCAUAAAUGUUUGGAUUGUGGGAAAAGCUUCAAUAUGUGCAGGAAAAGAUUCAGUCUGGGCUCACAUAUUAUUCCCCAUCGCAUAAUUCACAGAAGAAAGAGCUUGAAUGUGGGGGAAGCUUUAUUUGGUGCUCACAUGGCAUUAAGAAUCAGCAAAUCCACACAGGGAAGAGCCCUCUCAGAUGUCCUUAGCAUGGAAAAAGCUUCACAUUGGACAUCAAAGUCUCCUCCACACAGGAGAGAAAUUCUCUCAGUGCCCUGACUAGGGCUCACCUUAGUAAAAACUCCAUUUCCUAAUUCCCACACACAUCAGAGGCAUUUGGCUCCCAGGUAUCCAUCUGCCCAUCUUUGGGGACGGGUUCCAGUAGCUGCUGACCCUGAGCUGAUCAGUGACACUCUGGCUUGCCUGGUCUAAGCUAACCGCAGGCAGAAGAGGAGAAGUUCCAAUCAGCCCUGUGAUGGGUUGCCCCCUGAUGCCACCUGAUGUACUGGGGUUCCACUGAGCCCACCUGUUCCACCAGUCAGGGCCCCCUCACCCUGUCCUUCCAAGCCAGGCUUUCCAGCCUACACUGGCAAACACAGGUAGGGCCACAUCCUGCUGCAGAAAGACACAGACACUGAGAUUAAGUCUGCACGAGAAGACCCAGCUUGGGAAGUGCCCAGCACUUGUGUGCACACCACUGUCUUGUGCUAUACAGCAAACUAUGCAACGUAAGCUCAUUGAUCGCCCUCUACCUCGAUGUAGACUCAUAGACUUUAAGGUCAGAAGGGACCAUUAUGAUCAUCUAGUCUGACCUCCUGCACA
Molecule: messenger RNA, 2504 nt
Organism: Mauremys mutica (yellowpond turtle)
Lineage: Eukaryota; Metazoa; Chordata; Testudines; Geoemydidae
Product: zinc finger protein 501-like
Exons: 2
Coding region: 179-1540 (453 amino acids)
Biological process (GO): regulation of transcription by RNA polymerase II
Molecular function (GO): DNA-binding transcription factor activity; RNA polymerase II cis-regulatory region sequence-specific DNA binding
Source: RefSeq, a predicted model, not a curated record